This is a messenger RNA of Setaria italica (foxtail millet), 1071 nucleotides long. Its product is annotated as WAT1-related protein At5g47470. Gene Ontology annotation, cellular component: plasma membrane. The transcript has 7 exons. The record is from RefSeq and is a predicted model, not a curated record. Bases 1 to 1071 code for a protein of 356 amino acids. Gene Ontology annotation, molecular function: transmembrane transporter activity. NCBI's taxonomy places the organism in Eukaryota, Viridiplantae, Streptophyta, Magnoliopsida, Poales, Poaceae.
AUGUCGUGCGGCGGCGUGUCGAUGUCAUGGCCCGACGUGCUCACCAUCUGUGGCCUGUUCGCCGUGCAGUGCAUCUUCGGCCUCUACAUGAUGUUCCUCAACGGCCUGCUCGCCGCCGGCGUGCCGUCGCUCUUCAUCAUCGUCGUCGCCUGCGCCGCCUCCUCCGUCGUCGUCCUCCCCUUCGCCGUCGUGAUCGAGAGGAAGAAAUGGCCCAAAGUGUGGAGCCCCAUGCUGGUUCUUCAGCUCGUUAUCAUUUCGCUAGGAGGAGUGUCCAUAUAUCAAGUCUUCAUGAUGCUCGGUGUCGAGCGGACCUCACCGGCGAUCGCCUCUGCUAUGCCUAAUCUUGGCCCUGCCUUCAUCUUCGUCAUUGCAGCCUGCCUGAGAUUUGAGAGGUUUAAUUGGAAGUGCCAGUACACGAGAGCAAAGAUCUUGGGCACAUUGGUGUGCCUCAGUGGGGCAAUGUGCGUGAGCUUCUUGAAGAACCCCACUCCCAGCGUGUCUCCGAAGUCCGUUCCCGACGAAUUAGAACUCUCCAACGGCAAAAGCAGGAAAGAUUGGAUCCUUGGAUGUUUCUACCUUCUGACAGGAGUCACAAUCUUCGCCUGCAACACUGUCAUGCAGGCUGCGGCCCUGAAGAGAUUCCCUGCGCCGUUGUCCAUCUGCUCGAUCACCGCCAUGAUGGGGUCCAUCUUCAGCGCUAUCAUCCAGGUCUUGAUGGAGGGGAAGCUCACUGCAGGGACCUCAGACAACAUCACCAGGAUCAUUGGUGAAAUUGUGCUUGUGGGAGGCGUGGUGAUCGGCCUGUGCACGACGUUCCAGGUGUCAAGCAUUGGGCGCAAGGGGCCUGUCCUCGUGUCGAUGUUCAGCCCAUUUCAGACAGUGUUCUCGUCGUUCAUCUCGCUCAUCGUCUUCGGACAAUGGAUCGGCCUAGGAUGCUGUGUCGGGAUUGUGCUCAUGUUUGUUGGACUCUACGUGGUGCUGUGGGCGAAGAACAGGGAGGACAAGAUGUUCACCGAGCUGACGGUGCCAUCUGAAACUGAAUGCGAUAUAGAGGCGCCAUUGCUGCAAUGA